AAAAGGUCAUGAGAACAAUGCAGUUUUCCAAAUGCUAUUGCAGUCUGUGUUUCAUGUCGAUAAAUGUCAGUGAUAAAUUCCAUUUUGAUACGAUUUCCGAAUGGCUAUGUUUUGUUUGUUUUCUUCAUCGGUUAUACGGAGUUUGAUCAUAUUUUAAUAAUAUUUUGACGCAGUCUGUGCCCAAAUACAUUGAUACGAUUUAAGAAGCGAUAUUCUAUACCGUGCAAUUCUCCGAUUUCCCGAGUGUAUGUAGUUUCAGACAUCGACGAAAAACACUAUCGUCAUCAGAACGCGUUGACAAUUGUCGUCAUUUGUGCUUGCUCUCGUGAGCUGUGUGUGUUCUGUUUUUUUUUCUCUCUAGAUAACACUGGAUACGGUGUCAGGCGCGAGAAGGUCGAGGUAAUUGCAAGAACACAUUUCAAAGCAACACUCAAUUAAAUGUCAGCUAGAAAUUAACGCAGGCACACACAGUACGAUUCGUGAAUAGAACAUCGUAUUCGCGUUACAUAGUCCACAAGAAAUAGUAUAAAUACCAAAACAGUGAAAAGGAAAGCAAAAAAAAAAAAAACGGAGAAAGUGAAAAAGAGCGAGAGACGAGAGUAAGAGAUAAGGAAUAAAAUACAGUAGCAAAUCAACAAUGUCGCCGCAAUUAAUCAACAAAGUAUUGAAUCAGAAUUGGUUUGUGUCAACACAAAUGAAAGAGAUGCGUCGGUCAGCAACAGUAUUGGAAACAACGAGCGCCCUUCAAGUAUUCCAUUGCAUUGAAAAUGCGGCGGCAAAAUUCAUUCGCACAAUGAACCAUCGGCAUCAUAGGAUGAUGCUUUGUGUCAUUGUAUAUUGUCUAGUACUUAGUUUGAAUUCUAUAAAAUAUGUCAACUGUGAUAUUGAACCACAUCCCGUAAACAAUCAGUUUGGCGAUGAUGAUGAUGCGAUCGGUGUCGGUGCGGCUGUACCACGCAUACCAGUUCCAGCCAAGCCAAUUGAGACACAAAAUGUCAACGAUGCGAUUGAUUCACCUGAUAAUAUCAACAAGAGCAAUAAUUACGAUAACAUACUGGGUGAUUCGAAAUUCUUGCAUGCAUUCAUUGGAUCAUUAUCGGUGAUUGUUGUGUCGGAAUUGGGCGAUAAGACCUUCUUUAUCGCUGCAAUCAUGGCUAUGCGACAUCCACGUAUGAUUGUAUUUGUGGGUGCGAUAACCGCACUCGCGCUCAUGACUAUUUUGUCGGCUGUUUUCGGUCAAUUAGCAACGUUGAUACCACGUGUCUAUACUUACUAUAUUUCAACGGCACUGUUUGCUAUAUUCGGCUUGAAAAUGCUUCGUGACGGCUGGUAUAUGUCACCGAACGAUGCACAAGAGGAAUUUGAAGAGGUGCAAUCCGAUUUGAAGAAGCGUGAAGAUGAGUUUGAAAAAGAAACGGCCACAUCGACAAUUCUUCUGCCUGAUAUUGAAAGUGGCGUGGUUACGGUUACCGAAAAUCCACAGGUUGAUGUGAACACAACGGACACACCGACACCAACACGUAAAGCCAAAAGCAAGAGCAACAAAUCGAUCAUGACUCGUGUUCUAAUCCAAGCAUUUUCGAUGACAUUCUUGGCCGAAUGGGGUGAUCGUUCACAAUUUACCACCAUCAUUCUGGCGGCACGUGACAAUUUAUACGGUGUUAUAGUUGGCGGUGUGUUGGGACAUUCAUUUUGCACCGGAUUAGCUGUGAUUGGCGGUCGUAUGAUCGCACAACGCAUCUCCGUUCGAACCGUGACCAUUGUUGGAGGUAUCGUGUUCAUUUGCUUUGCAUUCAGUGCAUUCUUUUUCAAUUCAAAGGCAGAUGAGAAUCCAAGUAUAAAGCCAUAAUUAACGGCCACACCGAUCCCAUUCAACAAUUUGACGACGCAACAAAACCCAAGCGAAUUUAUUCUUAAUGCAACUCAUGCAACUGCUACGAAAUUUUAUUCACAUUCAUUGUAUUUAUAAAAAAAAAAUAGAGAUAUGCGACACACACACACACACACAGAGACAUACACAGUUCGGCCGUACAACAAAAAUCACCCGUUUUUCUUUCGUCGUUAUUCAUUUUAGAAUAUAUGAAUUUGUUGUUAUCGAUGUUCUAAGUUGAUCACUCAAGCGAUCAUUACAUUGGAUCAUUUAGUUUACCGAUCAAAAUUUGGUUAAUCCAAAAUUUAAAAAAAAAAUUGAAAUUCAAAAUCUAAAAUAGGAAAACAAGUUGUUUUAUGUAGAUCAAAAUUAUUAGAUGGUUUGAACAAAAAAAAAAAAAAAAAAAAUAAAAACUCGAACAAUAAUUUUCUCAAUUGCUGAACCGAAAACCAAUGCAAUUGAUGGCUUUAA
Sitodiplosis mosellana (orange wheat blossom midge) is the source of this 2341-nucleotide messenger RNA. RefSeq names its product transmembrane protein 165. The transcript has 6 exons. Gene Ontology annotation, biological process: calcium ion transmembrane transport; Golgi calcium ion transport; Golgi calcium ion homeostasis. The record is from RefSeq and is a predicted model, not a curated record. NCBI's taxonomy places the organism in Eukaryota, Metazoa, Arthropoda, Insecta, Diptera, Cecidomyiidae. Gene Ontology annotation, cellular component: Golgi apparatus. Gene Ontology annotation, molecular function: manganese ion transmembrane transporter activity; calcium ion transmembrane transporter activity. The coding region runs from base 638 to 1849 and encodes 403 amino acids.